Messenger RNA from Terrapene triunguis (Three-toed box turtle), 3600 nucleotides. It is a transcript of the gene LONRF2, whose product is annotated as LON peptidase N-terminal domain and ring finger 2. Gene Ontology annotation, molecular function: protein binding. Lineage: Eukaryota; Metazoa; Chordata; Testudines; Emydidae. Bases 108 to 1373 code for a protein of 421 amino acids. The record is from RefSeq and is a predicted model, not a curated record. The transcript has 5 exons.
GGAAGCGAGCGAGCGAGGCAGCGCCGGGCCCGAGCCUGCCGGGAAGGAGGCGCGGGCAGGCGGCAUGGAGUAGGGGCCGGGGCGGCCCGGCGAGCGGAGCAGGCGGCAUGGAGCUGAGCCCGGGGCCCUGCGCCGAGAUGCUGCAGGUGGCCGAGGAGGCCUUUCGCGGCGGCAACUUCGAGCUGGCGGCCGAGAUCUACGGCUCGCAGCUGGCCGAGCUGCCGCAGCCCGAGCGGGGCCUCUGCCUGCGCCGGGGGGACGCGCUGGCCCGCGCCGGCCGCAUGGCCGAAGCCCUGGAGGCCUACAGCGCCGCCGCCCGGCUGGCCCGCCUGCGGCCCGAGGAGCUGCGGGAGCUGGCGGAGAGCCUGGCGCUCAGCCUCCGCGAGAAGGCGCUGCGCCUGCCGCCCUGGCCCGGCGGCGGCCCCGAGGGGGCGGGCGAGGCCCUGGGCGACCCCGCCUGCUGCCGCCCGCCGGAGCUGCUCGGCUGCCCCCUGUGCCGGCGGCUGCUCUGCGAGCCGGUGACCCUGCACUGCGGCCACACCCAGUGCCGGCGCUGUGCCGAGCCCGGCGACUGCGGCCGCUGCCACCGGCCGCGGCGCAUCGCCGACGCCCCGGGCCCCGCCAGCGCCCGGGUCAACGUGGUGCUGGGCAACCUGCUGGAGAAGUGGCUGGAGGGGGAGAGCCGGGCGCGGCGGCUCCGCGCCGAGGGAGACGAGCUGCGGGACAAGCAGGAGCUGCUGGCCGCGCUGGAGAAAUACAACCAGGCCCUGGAGACCGCUCCCUGCAAAUGUUCGUUAAUAGCACAACGAGCAGAACUGUGGAUAACCAUGAAAAACUAUCAACAAGCUCUCCAUGAUGCAGAUGCACUCUGCCAAAACAAACCCCUCUGGCCCAAGUUCAGGUUUGCCGAUUAUGGCUGCAUGCUAGAGAUCAGGGAUGUAAAGUUUUUUCCUGAUGGGCGUUCAGUUGUUGAUACGGUUGGUGUUCGUCGGUUUAAGGUCUUGAACCAUGGUCAACGGGAUGGGUAUAACACUGCGAACAUUGAAUAUCUUGAAGAUAAAAAGGCGGAGGGAGCAGAGUAUGAAGAACUUGUCCGUCUUCAUGAUUCGGUUUAUGAUCAAGCUGUUGCCUGGUUUACUUCCCUUAAAGACAACAUGAAAGCACAAAUUCUCAAUCAUUUUGGAUCAAUGCCAGGAAAAGAAUCGGAGCCACAGAGUAACCCCAGUGGCCCAGCCUGGUACUGGUGGCUAUUGGCAGUGUUGCCAUUAGAAAACAGGGCUCAGCUGGCUAUACUUGCUAUGACUUCCCUUAAAGAUCGUCUUAUUGCCAUCAGACGUGUAUUAAUAUUUGUAACACGCAAGAGACCCAGAUGACAUGGACUUAGCUGUGAACAGGCACUGACUGUAUGUUGGUAGAUAUGUUUUUAAAAACCGUCAUGCAGAGAUGAACAGUUCUUUCUGGUUGUGUCUGACAUUCGCUAUUCUGGAUGUUCACCAAACUUUGCACUCUACUCUGUAAUUAAUAAGCACUCUGUGCCUGUCGUCCUAGUGAAAUCUGAGCCCCUAUGAAGUUGUGCUACAAUUACAAUGUAGUUGGUAGUUGUGGAUAACUACUUUGAAGUACUAUUCCUAAUCAAGAGUUGAUGUUUCUAGCCUGUGAGAGACUGAGUUUUAUGUACUAGAACACCACAAAUGGCCUAUGUGCAGUUUGGAUUUACACUUUGCAAGAAUUAUUUUCCCUUCAAUGGAUCACAGACUGAAGAUGGACUUAUUACAAUUUUCCUGAGAUGGUCAGCAGAAGGGAAACCGAACUUUCCUGUGGAUAAAGAAUGCACAAAGUGCAUAGCUGACAGGAUGUUCUCUUAAUGAGUUGGUAGAUUCUCUCUGCACUUUGAUCUACUUGUUCAAGAAAUAUUGGUCUAUAAAACAAUUUUCAAGAUUAAGGUUUUGGAGGUUGUCCAGGAGCGUAGUAUUUACAUGGUCACGGCUGUGUGUCAGAAAGAGUAGUAGCUACUGAACAGCAAUUUGGUAGUCUUAAGUAAUCCCUUGUGUUGUGAUUUGCAUGUUGUAGUGGAAUGAGUAUAUCAAAUGUCAAAAGUGUGCAUUUAUUUUUAUAAAAUCAAAGUAAUCCCAGCAGGUCUGUUAUCACUAAACACAAACCAAACAAAUUCUCUAAAACAUGAAACUAGUCAAAGGCUAUUGUGAAAUAGCUAUUUCACUCCAAAUUCUGGGAAAGCAUGCUGUAGUACUCAGCUGAUGUGUGUUCUUAAAGUAAACUUGGCUAGGAUAAGCAUUGGGGAAGAUUCCAUUUCCCUUCCCACCUUCAAAUGAUGUGCCAAGCUAAUGUUACAUUAGAACAAUAUUUGUUAGAACUUUGUGUUUAAAAGUUGGUGUUAUGUUUUAUAUCAUAAGUGCUGCACAUGGUUAGAACCUUGGUCUGUGAUGACAUCCAUAGAAGGAGGUCCAAACUAAACACUAACAAAAGGCAAGUCUCAAUGCAAGCUUAAGUCAGGUGUCCUCUUCAUUUGUUUGUCUUGGUUUUUAAUAUAUUGGUUUUGUUAAUAUCUUUCUUUGAUAGCUAUUGAAUAUGUUGCUGGUUAGUCAAACUACUUAGUUUUCUAAAUAGCCACUGAAAUAAUGAACAGUGUUACUAAUUUAAUUGUGUAGCUUCCUAUAAGUAGAAGUAAUUUUACCAACAUGAAAAGUUAGCCAGAAUCUGUGCGCUCAAAGUAUAGCGAGAUGCUUUUAGAGACACUUGUUCAUGUGCAACACUCUGGUAUGAUAAAAAUGGUGUCUUAUCUACAUGUUUAAAGUGCCUAGUUUUUAGUUUGCUUUGAAUCUUUUUUUGUUUUGUUUUUGUCCAUGAAGAUAUAUAUUAAAUAUUUGCACAUGAGUUCUAGAAGAAAACUGCAUAAACAAAUGCAUUAACAUGUAUUGACUGCUUUCUUGGAUACUGUAAUUACAACUUUUGUGGUCUGGGAAACUAAAGUAUCUAGUACAGUGGGUUUCAAACUUUUUUCAUUUGAGGUCACUUACAAAAAACUUCAAAUGGAGGUGUGGACCCCUUUGGAAAUCUUAGACACAGUCUAUGGAUCUGCAGGGGUCCAUGUACCACAGGUUGAAAACCAGUGAUCUAGUUAACUUUUCUUUCAGCAAACCUUUACCAGAAAUGGUUUCUGUAACCUGCUCUGAAUGUACUGUAAUUGCCUCUACCUUGAACGCGCCUUUUCUAGUUAAAUAGUGAUUUGUAAUUUAUCCUUUGAAUUGUGAAGUGCAUAACUUACAACCAAUGAUGUCGUAAUCUCCACAAUAGCCUUGCUGCAAGUUCUGCUACCGUCAUAAGAGUACUAAAAGUAAAAGCUGUAUGAGAUUCCCGAGAGGGUUGAGAAGGCAUCCGAGCCCCAAAGCUGCAAACAAAACAGCUUGAAGUCUUUUGGGGCACUUCCCCCUCCAUCCAUGCAUUAGUAACUCUCAUACUUCACCCCAGUGUUUUUCCAGUUAACCCAUUUUAGACUACCAGCACUUUAGGUAGUUCACCUUCAGAGUUUGGCAACCCAACUCAUUUUCAGUUAGGAAAAUGAAUUCUCUUUGUGAACUUUCA